Molecule: messenger RNA, 630 nt
Organism: Spinacia oleracea (spinach)
Lineage: Eukaryota; Viridiplantae; Streptophyta; Magnoliopsida; Caryophyllales; Amaranthaceae
Exons: 1
Coding region: 1-630 (209 amino acids)
Source: RefSeq, a predicted model, not a curated record
AUGAUGAGUACGCAGAAUCAAGCUGGGCAUGGUGUGAUUCAAUCCUCAAUUGCUCUUUUGCAAGAGAGGUUCAAGGAGCUUCAAAGAGUGAAAGAAAUGAGAGAGAAAAAAGAGCUUCUUACCAUAUUUUCUGAUAAUAACCUAAUUAAUACUCCUAAUAAUUAUGGAACUCCUAUUUCUAAUAAUGAUGGUGAUGUUGUUGAUGUUGAUAAUGAUGAUAAUGAUGAUGAGCUUCAGAUUUUUCUACCACCUAAUUAUUAUUAUACCGGUCGUAAGCCAUCUUCCUAUUCUUCGUCAUCAUCAUCAUUAUCGUCGUCUUCGUUGUCGUCAUUGUUGUUAUCUCAUAAUAAUAAUAAUAAUCAUAAUUACCGUAGUAGUAAUAAUAAUCUAAAUGAGAUAUCCCUGUCUCUUUGGCCCUCUUCGACCAUGUCCACGUACAACAAUGCUAGUAGUACUACUAGUACGACGGCGGUUGCUGCGGCAGCGGCGGCGGCUGAGCAUAUUCGACGAGCAAAGAUCGAAGCACCGAUGUCGACGAUGAGUGUUAGUAGGACUUCUUCUUGUGUAUCGAGUGUUUAUAAAUUCGAGGAUAUCCAUGUUUCAGAUGUUGAUACUACUCUUCAUCUGUGA